Messenger RNA from Erigeron canadensis, 625 nucleotides. Its product is annotated as cytochrome b-c1 complex subunit 6-1, mitochondrial-like. The transcript has 5 exons. Bases 144 to 353 code for a protein of 69 amino acids. Gene Ontology annotation, biological process: mitochondrial electron transport, ubiquinol to cytochrome c. The record is from RefSeq and is a predicted model, not a curated record. NCBI's taxonomy places the organism in Eukaryota, Viridiplantae, Streptophyta, Magnoliopsida, Asterales, Asteraceae.
CAUUAAAUUGAAUCAGUCCUCCAUCCACCGUAAAUACAUAUAACAGUUUUAUUUCACUGAAUCCUUUCCUCUGUGAAAAAAAGGAUUGUGCAGGUGUAUUCAUCAAGCCAGGUUUAAUCUGCAGUUAUUUUAUUUAAAAAAAAAUGGGUGAUGCAGAACCAGCUGACCAAAAGAAGUACUUGGAAGACUCGUCCAAGCCCAAAUGUGUUAGGCCUCUAAUCGAGUAUCAGGCAUGUGUGAAAAGGGUAGAAGGAGACGAUACAGGAGAAAAACAUUGCACUGGACAAUACUUCGAUUAUUGGCAUUGUAUCGACAGAGCUGUUGCACCUAAGCUGUUCGACAAACUCAAGUGAAAAGGGAGGUGUUUUAGGACAUCAUGGUUCCACAAUCAUCGGAUUGAAAUUGAAUAAGUGUCAUUUCAUUUGGUUAGAUUAAUUAUGAAAUUGAACUUUGCAUCAUACCUUCUUUUGUUUCUAGAGCAAUAAGAUUAAAUAAUUCGUAUACUUGGCGAGUUACCUAAUGCUGCAACUCUAUGCGGAAUCCUACCUGAUCCUUAAAUACCCGAAUGGUAUUAUGUUUGAACCUCAAAUAUUGAUGAAAAAAAAUGAUUAGUGAUUAUUACACA